CCAAGUGUAACAGACUCAGACUCGGAGGCCCCUGCGUCUGGCUGGUGCACCUGAGGGAGACUCCUGCGGGGCCGGGGAGGCCCGAGACGGGACCUCUGCGGGGAGAGGGCGAGCCGGCCCUAGGGGCUGCCGAUGUGGCCCCGAGGCUGAGUCCAGGCGGGGUCUGGCCUCGGCCCCGGCCCCUCAAGGAGCCAGCCCUACACUCCAUGGGGUUGCUGCUGCCCAAGGAGAAGGGGCACGUUCUCUGCCUGUGGAGAGAGUUCUGUAGGUGGUUCCAGCAACAGGAGUCAUGGGCUCAGAUGCGAGAUGAGCAGAACCUGCUGCAGCAGAAGAGGAUCUGUGAGUCUCCUCUCCUCCUAGCUGCCAAAGAGAAUGAUAUCCAGGCUCUCAGCAAGCUGCUCAAGUAUGAGGCCUGCGAUGUCCACCAGAAAGGAGCCCUGGGGGAGACAGCGCUGCACGUGGCGGCCCUCUAUGACAACCUGGAGGCCGCCAUCGUGCUGAUGGAGGCCUCCCCAGAGCUGGUCAACGAGCCUGUUACAUCUGAGCUGUAUGAAGGUCAGACGGCACUGCACAUGGCCGUCAUGAACCAGAACGUGAAGCUGGUGAAAGCCCUGCUCGCCCAUGGGGCCAGGGUCUCUGCAAGAGUUACAGGCUCCAACUUCCGCCCUGGUCCUCACAACCUCCUCUACUUUGGGGAGCACCCCUUGUCCUUGGCCGCCUGCGUGGGCAGCGAGGAGAUCGUGAGGCUGCUCCUCGAGCACGGAGCUGACAUCCGGGCCCAGGACUCCCUGGGAAACACAGUGUUGCACAUCCUCGUCCUCCAGCCCAACAAAACCUUUGCCUGCCAGAUGUACAACCUGCUGCUGUCCUACGAUGGGUGUGGGGACCACCCGCAGUCCCUGGACCUCGUGCCCAAUCACCAGGGUCUCACCCCCUUCAAGCUGGCUGGCGUGGAGGGCAACACCGUGAUGUUCCAAAACCUGAUGCAGAAACGGAAGUACGUCCAGUGGACAUAUGGGCCACUGACUUCCACACUCUACGACCUCACGGAGAUUGACUCCUCGGGGGAGGAGCUAUCCCUGCUGGAGCUUAUUGUCACCUCCAAGAAUCGGGAGGCUCGCCGCAUCCUGGACCAGACGCCAGUGAAGGAGUUGGUGAACCUCAAGUGGAAGAGAUAUGGGCAGCCGUACUUCUGUGUGCUGGCGGCCACAUACUUGCUGUACAUGGUCUGCUUUACCAUGUGCUGUGUCUACCGCCCCCUCAAGCCCAGGACGGACAACCAAACUGGCCCCCGGGACAACACCCUCUUACAGCAGAAGCUGCUUCAGGAGGCCUAUGUGACCCCCGAGGAUAACCUCCGAAUGGUGGGGGAGCUGAUGUCUGUCUUUGGAGCUGUGGUUAUUCUGCUCAUAGAGAUUCCAGACAUCUACCGUGUGGGGAUCACUCGCCUAUUUGGGCAGACCAUCCUUGGGGGACCGUUUCACGUCCUCUUCAUCACCUAUGCCUGCAUGGUGCUGGUGACCAUGGUGAUGCGGCUCACCAACACCAGCGGGGAGGUGGUGCCCAUGUCUUUUGCCCUGGUGCUGGGUUGGUGCAACGUCAUGUACUUUGCCCGAGGAUUCCAGAUGCUGGGCCCCUUCACCAUCAUGAUCCAGAAGAUGAUUUUUGGCGACCUGAUGAGAUUCUGCUGGCUGAUGGCUGUGGUCAUCCUGGGCUUUGCCUCAGCCUUCUUCAUCAUCUUCCAGACAGAGGACCCGAACGAGCUGGGCCAUUUCUACAACUACCCCAUGGCGCUGUUCAGCACCUUCGAGCUGUUCCUCACCAUCAUCGACGGCCCCGCCAACUACGACGUGGACCUGCCCUUCAUGUACAGCGUCACCUAUGCUGCCUUCGCCAUCAUCGCCGCUCUGCUCAUGCUCAACCUCCUCAUCGCGAUGAUGGGCGACACUCACUGGCGUGUAGCGCACGAGCGGGAUGAGCUCUGGAGGGCCCAGGUCGUGGCCACCACGGUGAUGCUGGAAAAGAAGCUGCCUCGCUGCCUGUGGCCUCGCUCAGGGAUCUGCGGGUGCAAGUUCGGGCUGGGGGACCGCUGGUUCCUGCGGGUAGAAGACAGACAGGCUGUCAACCGGCGGCGUGUCCAGCACUACACACAGGCCUUCUGCAACCCAGGCUCCGAAGAGGACGUGGAAAGACGGUGGCUAGGCGUCUCCUCCAGCCCCCACCUGUCCCUUCCCACCCCCUCACUGUCUCGGAGUACCUCCCGCAGCAGCACUAACUGGGAGAGGCUGCGGCAAGGGACCCUGAGGAGAGAGCUGCGGGGGGUGGUGAACAAGGCUCUGGAAGAUUGGGAGGGCUGGGAGUAUCAGAUCUGAGCGCCUGGGAGCAUCCGAAAACAAAGCCUAGACCUCUUUGUCCUGGG
Hippopotamus amphibius kiboko is the source of this 2419-nucleotide messenger RNA. RefSeq names its product transient receptor potential cation channel subfamily V member 6 (gene TRPV6). Gene Ontology annotation, molecular function: protein binding; calcium channel activity. The transcript is spliced from 15 exons. Gene Ontology annotation, biological process: calcium ion import across plasma membrane. Bases 207 to 2372 code for a protein of 721 amino acids. Lineage: Eukaryota; Metazoa; Chordata; Mammalia; Artiodactyla; Hippopotamidae. Gene Ontology annotation, cellular component: membrane. The record is from RefSeq and is a predicted model, not a curated record.